Bemisia tabaci is the source of this 3042-nucleotide messenger RNA. NCBI's taxonomy places the organism in Eukaryota, Metazoa, Arthropoda, Insecta, Hemiptera, Aleyrodidae. The record is from RefSeq and is a predicted model, not a curated record.
CCAGAGUAAAAGUUCAGUUUCUAUUUUGAAGCCGUCGAAUUGUGAUGAUAUUUGUAUUCUCAUCUAAGACGAUUACAUAGAAAACGAAACCUCUUUUACAUUAGAACGUUAACCACAAAAAACUAAAGGGAUACCUAAUUUUGUGAUGUUUGACUCUAAUUGCUGAAUUGUAAUGAAUCUACACAUCUGGUUCCCAGGAUCAAAUGCAAAAAACCAGAUUUUUUUUCAGGAGAUUGGCCUUCUUAAAGAACCAGAAAGAUGAUUCUGCCUGCGCUGAUUCUGAUCUUCUCCGUCAUAGAAGCUUCAAAUACCGGCGAAAAACUACGUAAAACCACCUUCAAAGAUGUCACUAAGACGCGCGAAUUCAUUGACAAAUCCCUGCUGAUCAAGUUCAUUCUGGAAAACCACUGGCAUAUCUACAUCGUGGCGCCUCCAGGGUUCGGCAGAACCACAAACUUGCGGAUGCUCCAGGAGUUCUUUUCCGUGGAGGUGGACUCAAACGGAUUCUUCAUCAACGCGAAAAAGAUCCUACAAAGUGACGAAAACUUCCAGGAUAUCUUAAAGAAACGUAUUGGCCCUCGGAACACCUCAACAAAACGUGUAACUUUCGAAACUGCCACCAAAAGCAGAUCUGCCCAUGUGAAUGACAGGGAGCCUUUGAGCGCCUCCAUAAACUCUUUGACGAACUAUGAUACCUUCUCGAAGCCGCGCCUUAGAAUACUGAAAGAAGCACCGGAGUUGUUCGAGACCCAUUUCGCUCGUCAUCCAGUCCUCUUCAUGGAUUUUGGAAAACUGUCCACAAAGUCCUACAACGCCUACGUGCGCACUUUUCAAAUAAUGAUCUCGAAGCUCUUCGAUCAGUUUAAAUACUUGUUGAAAAGUCACAGGCUGACCAAAGGCAAUAAGGAUGAAUAUUUCCGCUUCCGUGACCAAGUUAUGAAACUGGGUUUAGACGAGGUCACACACGGAGGAGAGAAACUGACUCAACUCUUGUCAGCACAUCAUCACCGAAAAGCGAUAGUUUUAGUGGACAACUUUGACAAACCCAUUUGCGAGGCCCUUUUGGCGCCACAUCUUGACCUAAAAAGCUACAGGGGUAUUGUGUGGAGUAUUUCCCGGAUGAUCAAUGGGCUGGUAAAAAGUAGGUUUGUCCAUCGUACAGUGGUGACAGGCAGUCUCCGAAUCGAAAUUACAGAUGGAUUGAUGCAUUUUCCCAUCUUUGAUAACGAAUCUUUACAUCGGUAUUACGGCCUCACUGAUUAUGAUGUUUUAGAACUUGCUAAGCGCUCUGGACUGACGAAUAUCGCAAACAUCAGGAAGUGGUACGGUGGCUACAAAACAGCGAGCAAGGGUCAUGAUAUCUACAACACACUCUCAACAAUAAGCUACUUCCAGACAGGUGUGCUCAAGCCUUACCGAUUUGAGUUCAUUAAGUUCAAAUCCUUAAAAACCCUUCUAGCUUUUACAAAAUUAGGUCAAGACGUGGAAGAUGCUUUUGAAGACAAAACGCGGCUCCUUAUGCGACCGCAGAUUCCGCAGAAUCUUUUCGACCUACUGCGACGAACGAUAUUUUCCUCCAAUCAAACCGUCCUCCAUAGGAACCUGGUCUUGCAGAUUCUUCUCGACCGGGGAUUUUAUACCAUUCAAGAUGGAAAUAGACUCCACGUGCCGAACUUUGAAGCAACGCUAGACAUAAAAAACUUAAUCUUUGACCGAGGAUACUACAUCAACAAACUCAACAUCCCUGGCCAGAUCAUUGACAACUUUGUGGAGAGCAUCGAACGCCUGACUGGAGAGAAAACGUCUUUUGACAACUUUUUCGCAGCGGUCACGGAACUCUUCAGAAACCGCCCGCCACAAGGUGCACAAGAACUGGCGCACACCUUGGUCACUUUAGUGGCGGACGCUCGCAAGUUUAGCUUGAUACGCGGUCAGGAAACUCCGGAAUAUGACCGGCAGGAUGUCCUCGUGAAGCCAUCUCCGGAAACGGGAAUUGUGAUCGGGAUCCUGGUUGGGUCGAUUGAUGAAGAGACGCUAAAACCUGUUUACCACAAAAGUUUAGAAGUGUUUCCAGACUGUAAAUUUCGGGUUGCGAUCUUGUUAGGUUUAAAACCGCACGGAACGAUCGGAGAUCUUGACAUUUUGUACGAGUUUGACAAUCGAACUGUUACAAUGGACACAAAAAAUCAGUGAGAGGCAACGCUUCACUCCGCCUCGGUCUAUUUUUUGAAUAAUGUAAGUGACUCCGCCUUCGUCUAUUUUUUGAACAAUUUAAGUGGCAACGUCGCAGUAAUCAGCUCGGCAGAAAUUUAUUUUGGGAGGUAUAAACAAUUGGGGUCGUAGACAUAGCUUCAAACUUUGUGGAAAUAAAAAGCUCAGUGUCCUAAAGAGAUUUUUAAAAAUAGCUGGAUUUCGAUUAGCACGGCGACUACAUCUGAGACCCUUAUGAAAUCUAAAACAACACGGAAAACGAGAUUAAUUCAAACGAGUAUCACCCUGGUGAUGACAGUGAAAGUGCUUUCUUAAAAUUAAUUGCGCUGGGACUUUUAAAAGCUUUGAAUCAAUUCAAAUCUUACGCAAGGAGAGUUUGUAACAGUUCGCGAGAUUGUUUGUUUAUUUAGGUCGGGUCUUGUCUCUCUCCGGGCAAACCUGACUGCCGGCCACCAUGAAAAACUACCCGCGUACGCGGUAAAUUUGAGAAACGGUGUCAUAAACUGCGCAGAUUGCACGCGGAGUGAAUAUCGGACUUUCUUUUAUAUAUAUUUUCGAGCGAAUUCACCCUAAAGUGUAACAAAUCAGUUGGCUACAUUUUUCGCAACAAACCAUUGGAGAGGGAAUAGCGCACGAAGCGUUUUGUAUAAUUUUUAUGGAGUGUCGACCUGUGUCGCCGCUGCGUUACAACGAGGCAAGAAUGCAAUGGAGAUGGCAAUGAAAAUUGGAACAUAAGAAACGCCUUCAAAUGGAUGAUUAUACAUCACAGCACAACCAUCAAGUAUGUAAAAUUGUAUCAGUAAAAAAUGAAGGCUCGUGCAAAGACAUACA